AUGGAGUGUCUAAUUGCUAGAGAGAGAAUCUGUGGUCCCAGUAGUAUGGCUCUAAUUGCUCCUAUUAUCAGUAAGGCUACCUCUAUCUCUCAAGGUCGGUCUUCGGGCAGGUUAGAUGUGGUUCAUAGGAUGGAUGUAAGCACUUAUUAGAUGUUGAAUGCAAUUGAAAUAAGCCAGCGUCGUAAUCAACCAUUCAAAAAGUACUUUAGAGCUACAAUGGAUCUGUUUGCAGCCAUGAUUAAAGAAGAGUUGAUGCCAAGAGAAAAGGAUGUAAUUGAACUGUUGGCAAAAAUUGUCUGUGAGUACAAGAGAGGGACAAAAUAUAUUGCUUUUUCACGCAAUGAUUCUGCUUAAGUUUUUCUGCCAACUGACACUACUCCGUGAAAAGAAACAUGACCAACUUUUCUUCUCGCAUUUAAGGGAGUUUCUAAGCCUCAAUCCAAAGGAUCAGUUUGGAAAUACAUUGUUACACUUUGUGGCCUCAACACGUGAACCAAUUGUUUUCCCGCAUAGGUUUUAUCGUUUUAAACACCCUCUGAUUCAAAUGUUCCAUUUACCAUGCACGUAUUCCAUGAGAAUGAUUCUUGAUUACAGACCUGGCCUGGUUCAUGUUACAAAUAACAAUGGUGACACUACCCUUCAUCUGACCACAAGAUUUAAAUCUGAAGUUGAACAGGUGCACAUUUUGAUUGAUAUGUUGCAAGUGUUGCAUGGCAAAGGUGCGCAUCAUUACUAUGUGAAUAAUGAGGGUAAGACACCCAUUGAUGAAGCUGAAACCCAAGAGGCAAAACGCUUUCUUUCUGACACGAGCAGUAUAAAAUUACAGUACAUUGCUGCCAUUGCAGCCAAGAGAUUUGGACUCCCU
This is a messenger RNA of Porites lobata, 865 nucleotides long. The record is from the annotation of a GenBank genome assembly. Lineage: Eukaryota; Metazoa; Cnidaria; Anthozoa; Scleractinia; Poritidae.